Paramecium sonneborni is the source of this 2417-nucleotide messenger RNA. The record is from the annotation of a GenBank genome assembly. NCBI's taxonomy places the organism in Eukaryota, Ciliophora, Oligohymenophorea, Peniculida, Parameciidae.
AGAUGUCCAAAAACUCUAAUACGCAACAAAAUGAACAAAAGCCAUAUUUUAAAAUAAUUUUUGAUAGUGAGCAAUCGGAAUAUGUAAAUAGUACUUUGGUUUUUAAAGAAAUGGUUAAAAAAUAUGUGUAUUAACUUAACUAUUAUCAAUCAUAAAUUAUGAUUAGUGAUUUGAUUUUAUUAUGGGAAUCUGGGUAAUUAAAAGAUAAAUUAAACAUUUCAGGGUACAUUGAAUUAAAGUCUCUGUUUUAAGAUUUUUUUUAAAUUUAAGCAAGCAAGAAUACAUCAACCAUUUUACCCAUUUGUUUUAUAAAUAAAGAAGGAAAUAAACGAUAAAUAAUUACCAAAUAUUAAGUUGAUACCAAAUUAAAGAGUUUGGAAAAAUAAUUUGAUGAAUUGUUACCUAAACUUUCUUAAUAUAUUGAUUUUAAUGGUAAAGAAUUGAAUGUUGUUAUUGAUACAGCUUUAAAUAUUUAACAAUAAUAGCUUCAACUAAUCUAAUCCAAAUAUUCCUAGCCGAAUUUAGAUAGUUAUAUUCAGAAAAGAUAUUUUUUCAAAUUAUAUUUUACAAACCCUAAAAAAGACUAUGAAUAAUUAUCCGAGGGGUAUUUUAACGAAAUUUUUCAAUCCAUAAAAAACGUAAAAAGCUCUCUAUAUAAAAUUUCUGUCUAUGAUUUAUUGAUUGAAGCUGAUUUUAACACUUUGAAAUCUGUUUAUUUUUAAGUUAAAAAUUAAUCAGCGUUAGAACAUUUUCAGAUACAAUAGAGUAUUAUUGGCGAUUUAUAAUUAAAUAAUUAUUUCCUAACUUAGUUGUUUAUAUCAGAAUAAAAUAUAUAAAAUAAAAAUAUUUAAAAUAAAUUUCUGACAGAAAAGAAUUAAGAAGAAUAUAUCUAAGUAUAAAUUAACGAAGAAUUAAAUUCUUUUGAUCUUUUUUAAAAGGCCUUUCAAACUAAUAAUGCAUAAAUAGAUUUGAAAUUUCUGAAAUUUAAAGAAGAAUUAAUAAAUUAAUUAAAAAUAAAAUUUUGGGUUUUCGAAAAUGAAAUACCUUAAAAUAAUGAUGAAUUUGAUAAUAAAAUAAAAGAAAUUUUUAACAAUUAUUCUAAAGCUAUUUCAAUAAAGAUUCCAUUUAACCGUCAAUUUUAAAGUCUCAUUUAAAGUAUUAUAGAUAAUGAUAAAAUGGAAGAAUUAAUUGAAUAAAUUUUAAAUAACAAAAUAAACCAAAUAGACAAAUAUGUUUUAGAUAAAUUUCAAAAUUAAAAUUUUCCUGAGUUAAAAACAGAAUUAGGUAAGAUAUACGAAGGAAAUAAGUAAAUGUACUUAAUAUAGUUAAGAAAUAAUCCCUUAAUUAUUUAAUAAGUUGAUAUUAUUAUGGAUUAUUGUACCAGAAUCAAUAUAAUCAUUUAAAUUUUGCGUCCUUAAACGUAAAUGACUAUUGAUUUUACUAAUUCUGAUUAAUAAGAUUACUUAAAAUAACUAUUUUAAUAAAAUUUUGAAAAUUGUCAAGACCUGGGUUUUGAUGGAUAAUUUUUUUUAGAAUCAUUAUAGCAGACAAAUAAAUUUUGUCCUCUUUUAAGUAUUGAUAAAUCCACUUCAUUUAAGAAAUAUAAGAAAAAGUUUUUGGUAGAAAGAUAAAGGAAAUAAGCAUUAGAAAAAAAAAUUGAGAACUAAAAAAAAUAAAAAGUUGCUGUAAAACUUUAAUUUUUAAAUUAUGAAAAAGUUAACAUUUUUAACUUUCUAAAAAAUUAAGAUUAUGAUUAAUAAUAGCUUUCGCUAUAUGAAAAUAAUACAUGGAAUUAAUUUUAAGACUCAUUAAUUAAAGAGUGUGGUAUAUAUCUAGAGACUUAAGGAAAAAGGUUGAGGGAAUUAAAAUUUAAUGAAGAAAAAAUUAAAGCAUAAGAAUUGUGUAAGGUAAUGUAGAUACCUUUUUAAUUUAUAGAAAGAAUAUUUAAUAAUAGUUAUGAAUAAAUGAAAGAGGAUGAUGUUAUUCAAGAUUUUGCCUCAUUAUUUCUUGAGAUUAGAAAAGAAGAUAUAUAGUGUCUUAAAGAAUUAUAAAAAUAUGUAGAAAUAGAUGGUGGAAUUAUAGAUAAUAGAAAAUAAGAACUAAAAGAAUUUUUUGAAUAAAAGGGUUAAAUAGAUUAUGAAUCAUUAGACGAUUUAAGAAGAGGUGUUGAAUCUAUGUUUUAAUAAAACAGGUUAGAUAGAUUUGGAAAAUAUUUUAAUGCAAAAGACUCAAUAUUAAAAAUAUAAUAAGAAUUUAAUAAAGAAUGCAAUGAAUUACUGUAAAGUCCUCUUCAAUUUAAUUAAUUUAAAUUAGAGUAAUCUUAAUUAGGACUUGAAAUAAAGGAAAUCAAUAAAAUAAUAAUAAAUUUUUAUGAAAAGCAAUUAAUUGAUUAUUUGAGAUAGGUAUUAUUAUAAUGA